Messenger RNA from Suncus etruscus (white-toothed pygmy shrew), 2351 nucleotides. RefSeq names its product G protein-coupled receptor 37 like 1 (gene GPR37L1). NCBI's taxonomy places the organism in Eukaryota, Metazoa, Chordata, Mammalia, Eulipotyphla, Soricidae. The record is from RefSeq and is a predicted model, not a curated record. The transcript is spliced from 2 exons. Gene Ontology annotation, cellular component: signaling receptor complex; plasma membrane. Gene Ontology annotation, molecular function: G protein-coupled peptide receptor activity. Gene Ontology annotation, biological process: positive regulation of MAPK cascade; adenylate cyclase-inhibiting G protein-coupled receptor signaling pathway. Bases 86 to 1522 code for a protein of 478 amino acids.
AGGAGGCGGACCAGGCAGCGCAGUUCCCUAGCCCGCGUCCACCCACACUCGGGCCCAGCGGCUGCUGUGUCCCGCUAGUCCGGCCAUGCAGUGGCUGUGGCUGCUGACCGUGUCUCUCAUUGUGAUGCCAGCUGUGGGGCUGAAUGGAGUCUCGGGGAAUGUCUCCCUGCUUGGGAACAGGCAGAGAGCCGAGUCUGAGGAGAGUCAGCAGCGCCGGUCCAAGAGGGGCACAGAGGGUGAGGAUGCCAAGGGGGUACAGCAGUAUGUGCCUGAGCAGUGGGCUGAGUACCCCCGGCGCAUCCACCCUGGUGGCCUGCAGCCUACCAAGCCUGUGGUGACCACCAGCCUUAACCUAGACCAGGAUGGCGACACCACAGGCAGCGGGCAGGAGCAGAGGGGCAAUCUGAGUGGUAUGCUGGGACAGCAGCUGCAGAUCCGGAACCCGCUGUACCCUGUGACCGAGAGCUCCUACAGUGCCUAUGCCAUCAUGCUUCUGGCUCUGGUGGUGUUUGCAGUGGGCAUUGUUGGCAACCUGUCGGUCAUGUGCAUUGUGUGGCACAGCUACUACCUUAAGAGCGCCUGGAACUCGAUUCUUGCCAGCCUGGCCCUCUGGGACUUCCUUGUGCUCUUCUUCUGCCUUCCCAUUGUCAUCUUCAAUGAGAUCACCAAGGAGAGGCUUCUGGGAGAUGUGUCUUGCCGGGCCGUGCCCUUCAUGGAGGUGUCUUCGCUGGGCGUCAGCACCUUCAGCCUCUGUGCCCUGGGCAUCGAUCGCUUCCACGCGGCCACCAGCACGCUGCCCGUGGUGAGGCCCAUCGAGAGGUGCCAGUCCAUCCUGGCCAAGCUAGCUGUCAUCUGGCUGGGCUCCAUGACACUGGCCGUGCCCGAGCUCCUGCUGUGGCAGCUGGCUCGGGAGCCUGCUCCCCCAGCCGGCACGGUGGACUCGUGUGUCAUGAAGCCGUCGGCCAACCUGCCCGAGACAAUCUACUCGCUGGUGAUGACCUACCAGAAUGCCCGCAUGUGGUGGUACUUCGGCUGCUACUUCUGCCUGCCCGUCCUCUUCACCGUCACCUGCCAGCUGGUGACAUGGCGAGUGCGUGGGCCGCCAGAGAGGAAGGCCGAGUGCCGGGCCGGUAGGCAUGGGCAGUGCGAGCGGCAGCUACACAGCACCGUGGUGGGCCUGGUGGUGGUCUACGCGCUGUGUGCCCUGCCCGAGAACGUGUGCAACCUGGUGGUGGCCUACCUGGCCACCGAGCUCUCCCGUCACACGCUGGACCUGCUGGGCCUCAUCAACCAGUUCUCCACCUUCUUCAAGGGCGCCAUCACCCCGGUGCUGCUCCUGUGCAUCUGCCGCCCGCUGGGCCAGGCCUUCCUGGACUGCUGCUGCUGCUGCUGCUGCGAGGAGUGUGCCGGAACGGCUCCUGAUGGCUCUGAGCGCAAGCGCAACACCGAGAUGGCCUCGUCCAUCUAUUUCCAUAAGCCCAGGGAGUCGCCACCACUGCUGCCCCUGGGCACACCCUGCUGAGGCUGAGCCUGCAGAAGGGGCGAGGGAGCGGGCUGGGGGCUGGCAUGGCCAUCCCUGUAGGCCGUGCUGUCUAGAGAUGGGUCCGCUCCUUUGGCUGAGUUACAGGUCCCUUUCGCUGUCCCUUGGCAAUCAAUUUGCUCCCUGUUUUCUCAGUGUGGGCACAGGGGGACACACUGAGGUUCUCAGAACUGUCCACAUAGACACUUGAUCCCACCAGCAGGAACCUGAGUUCGCCCUCCUGGGCUGGUUCUGCCUUAGCUGUCUCUGUUUCUCUGUCACUGUCUUUGUCUGUUUUUCCUGUUUGUCUCUGACUUUCCAUCUAUCACUCUUUCUUCCUCUCUGUCCUUAUAUCUGUCUUUCUGUCACUCUGCCUGUCUCCGUCUCCCUAUUGCUGUCUGUCUCCCUGUCUUUGUCUGUCAACUCUGUCAUCUGUCUGUCUCUGUCUCUAUAAUCUGUCUCUGUUUAUCUCUUUUUGUCUAUCACUCUGUUUCUGUCUCUCUCUGCCUGCAACUCUCUAUGUCUCCCUGUCUGUCACUUUUUCUGUCUCUGUUUCUGUCUCCCUAUUUCUGUCUCUGUCACUCUUUCUCUGUCUCUGUCUGUCUCUGUCAACAUGUCUGUCUGUAUCCUGGAAGCAGACCCCACCUGACCUAUGUCUUUAGCUGGAAUAUGGGGUACACCCUGAUGGCUCAGCUUGUUUCCCUUGGACAGGCUCUUGCCCACUUCUCUUCUUUUGGACAGGAAUUUUCUUUCUCUUCCCUUAGUGUACUCUGGGGACCCGGUCCCACUCCUAGAAUUCCUUGCUGAGGAACAAUAAACCAGGUAGAAAUUC